AUUCAAACUUCAUUUACAAAAGGCGAGAACACAGACGACACUUAACAGAAAAAGAACGUGUAUGUACUGAAUAGGGGAGGUAUUUCAAACAAGGGUCCAGCGAUUGAACAACUUCAAUAGAGUUUUGCUCACCAAAAUAUUGCUUUUGUGUUCCAAUUUGUAAUGCAUAAUAUUUUUGGUAUGAUAAUCGAAAUUGGUCCUUGCGAGAGGUUUGCCAUUUUCCGAUGAUGAAUCGAGUACCGUUGGUGGAUGAAGUGUUUGGUGCAAGAUGACUAUUUUUUGUCAACAAUGUUUAGCCGACGUAGGCCUAUAUAGUUUGAUCACUGACCACUUAAUACUUUGGAAGGAAUAUUCAUAAUGGUUGCUUUUGAGUUGCGGCCAAGCUUAAUCUUAUCUAAUUGAUGUUAGUGGUGGAAGCUCUUCAAGAUAGCUUGCAGAUUGUAAAAACUCAAGAUGGCGCUCUUUCAUAUCAUCAAGUCACUAAAGCCAAGAUGACCUGACUAAGAUGGUACCCCGUCAGAGCAAGACCAUGAAGACAAACAAAUUUACCAUCCACGUUAUGGCGUACUUUUUUUCGCUGAUGUUCAUGUGAAUUUUUUAGCGUGCUCUAUAUUGAACGCCAACUGGAAAAUCAAAACACGAUCGAUGUUACAGACCUUACGGGGAAUUGCCGACUUUGAUUCUCCAAAGGGUACGGAAAGAUCAUCCAAAUGAUCAGCAAAUUCGCUAAUCUACCCCGUCAGCACGUUAGUCAGCACUAUCACAUCCACCCUAGACACCCACCCCACACCCACAAUCAACACUACCACAACCGCCAUCAGUACCACCACAGCAACCACUCCAACCACUUCCGCGACAUGAAUCUGCCACCAAGCAACGUCGACGGCCCAAAGGCUCUCAAUAACAACAACGGCAGUAACAACGUCAGCAACAGCGGUGGAAACAGCAGCAAUGACGUUGAACUCAUGAUGGAGUUGCCGCCGGCGUCGCCAAUUUCACAAUCCAGUCACGUCAGUCACGCAACCAUCCAUCGGUCAGUCAGUCAAACGAACAACGGCGUCAACGGCAUUAACAGUGUUGCAAGCGUCAUUCAGGGACGUUCCUCGCGUCUUGCCAGCGCUACGGACGACCUCACAACCAUGCAUAAACCACAUAGCCUCAGCCUUUCCCGUGCAACACUCACAAGUAAGGAAUUCGGUGUGGAGAAGUCUCUUACCGCCAUGGGAAUCCUAGCUCUUAUUGCCGUCAUCAUCACCUCUCUCUCCAUCGUCUUACUAAUUCAGUUUAACUCGAUGCAAAGCCAGUUAUUGACUGAUGGUGCUGUAGAAGGAGUCACCGGUACCAGGUGGUAUUCAGACAUUUUAGACUCAGGUGUGGUUCUUAUUAGCUUUUGUCUCAUGCUGAACUUAUGUUGUGUGGUCGUCUGUACAGGACAGAGCUAUUUUACGGCGAAAAUGUUGAAGCUACCUCAAGGUGAAGAAAGAUCCUGUGACUUUCUAAAGAAUACCUCCGGAACACGGUUCUUGGCUGUGUGCUCCUUCUUUGUUUCCAUACCCAUCUUCCUCGUCGCUCUAAUGCUUUAUAUUCUCCUUGAGUUCCGAACAAUACCCGCCACCGUGUCUAGCGCUCUCAUCGGAUUAGCCAUCCUGUUCAUGGUCUUCAGUUUUGGGCACAAUGUACAUCUGUGGCAACGUGAGCAGUCUUUGAUCAACAAGCGACACGCACCACCACCGGGUGUGUUUGCCGAUUUGAAUGGAGGCCCUUUUCACAACAACCAACGCCAGCAGUAUUCAAAUAAAAACAACCAUCACACGGACCAUGAUGGACACCGAUUCGCUUAUUCAAAUCAAGUGACAGAUAGCGGCGAUACCGCUAUCGAUCCAUUGAGUGUCAGUAAUUUAUCGACGCUCGUCUGACGGUGACUAACCAAACCAAGCCCAAGACUAACUUCCACAACUUCAUCUUCCAAAUAUUUCCUAAAUAGAGUUAUACCAAGAGAUUAAAUUAUAUUUUUCGUAGCUGAAUACCUUGAUGAAUAUAUGUUCGUAAAUAUGGACAACCUCCCCGACAACCGCAUUUAGUGUUGUUUUUAAAGAUCCUAAUGUAACUCCACUCGAGGAUUGGAUAUUAACAUAUUAACUAUGUUUGGAAUACUUGAACAGAAAGCAGCUAAAAGUCUGUGACAACAGAUUUCUCGAUAAGUUUACCGAUAAAAAUGUAAGCACUAAUAAUCUCUUUGCUAUUGAGUUUGAUAAGGAAAAUGGAAAAGGGAAGGCAUUGCAUGAUAGUUCUGUUAGAAAAUCAUAUUGAAGAUGGAAAAGUUAUCCAUAAUCAUUUUUAUUGAUAUGAAAAGGAAAUCAUUUUAUCUGCAUUGAGCUCAAAUUUAUUGCACCUUUCUUUCGUCAUCAUUAUUGUUGCUUCUUUAUUUGAUCAUAUCCAAACACUUUUUAUCCAAUCUGUUUAGCGUUAUAUGGUAAAUAUUGCAUUACGAUAAAGCUUUGAAAAAUACACCUAUUUAUUCAAUUAGUGCUCGUAUGAAUGCAACAAAGGUUUGUGCGAAAAUUAUAAACGUUUCAUAAAACCUCACUUCUUUACCACUGCGGAGUCCGAUCCUUUAUGCCGAUUGGUUCCAAAUUAUUGUGACGUUACGCGAUUUUGGAUGGUCACAUGAUACUGACCACACCCACCACUGGCUGCGGUCUAUACAAUCAAAGUAUUUCUUGGCUUGGUUUGGUAGAGUCCACGUUUCUUGUAGAUAGUAUAAGUAUUCUGUUCAUACAUUUGAUGUAGUUAACCAAGGCCUCUGCAACACAAAGGCUUGCGAUCAAAUGCAGAUUUGAAACAACAAUUUUGAUUGGUAUACUGAAUAAUCUUUUGAAGGGUGCGCAUGCAACGUUGAUCUUUAUUUGACAUGCAUUGCAAGUUUGCGAAUGAUCGCUGCUUUCAUGUUGCGGAGCUCAGGGCCCCUGCCUUACACAUACUUGCGAUUGAUAUUCAAAUCAUUCUCAAAUUUUGAUUGAUAUAAAUUCGUAUAGAUAAGGAAUAUCAAUUUUAGAUCAAUCGCCAUUUGAAUUUGAUUCAAAUCAAUCGUUACUCUUUGUAUAAGACAGGAGUCUUGUCCACGUUCUGAAAGGGUGUGAUUAAUUCAAACCAUGGGAAGCCAGAAACACCAUAAUUCAUCAAAUAUUCCGUUUUGGGGCGUUUCAUGAAAGAACUUGUCGGACGAUUUAUUCGACAAGUCCCAUAUUAUCCGACAGUUACCAUAGUAACAGCGCUCCCCAGCCAAUCAAAUUCAGGCAAAGUUGUCAAAUCUGACAACUUGUCGGACAAAAUUGUUGAUGAAACUCUCCCCUGGUCGAAUUUGUCUCGUGAGAGAUACGUUCAAGGGUCAGUACUUUUUACAAAGAAACAUUUUGCCCGUUUUGCGUUACUGGCUUUCUAUCGUUGAGAAUUAUCUGGCUCAUAUUCAAACGAGCCCUAACCGUUUAAUGAAUUUACUGUGGUGUUAUGAAUUCUUAUAAUGGGUGAUUCCAAUGGGCAGUUCCAGAUAAAUACCACAAUCUUCUGUAUUCUCUAUUGAUUCUCUAUUACGGAUCACCGGAUCAUGGACCGAUCACAAGGCAUCCGGCUUCAAAACGUGUAACAUAAGGGCGCCAACAUUUUCAUCAUGAAGUCAUUUUGCGAUUUACAAUUAAUUUGUCUACGUAUAGUGAUAUCGCAAAAAUCAUUUAAAAUGAUUUUUGUGUUUGGUUGUUGAAUGCGUUUGCAUUUGUUAUUCAAAACUAUAUUUUUGCCAUAUACCAGAAUCUCUUAGAAUCACCCGUGUAAUUAUACAAGCGUACUAACCUCACUAACACAUUUACAUCUUAGGCCUAUAGAUUUUGCUCUUGCAGUGAAAAAUAGCCGUACGUAUACAGCAAGUAUCAUUGCUUUGUCUGUAUUCAUAGAGUAAAAGUAUAACGGAAAAAAAAACGCCGACAGAAUCAUGUGUAAUAAUAAUUAUGAUUUUUUUAAUUCGUAAUUUCCAGUAAAAAAUAUGCUCAUGGAAAUGCGUAAAUAUAGUUAGUGAAGUUUUCAUGUUAAUUUAUUGGGAGGUGGUCAAACAUGGUUGUGACUUAUAAGUGUUCCACCGGCCGUGGACGUGCUGCCCGAGACGUGCUGUCACGGAGAGAUAAGUUUUAAUAAAAUAAACAAUGACCACUGACCUGCAAUCAGUACAAUGUAAGCUACACAAAAUGAAUACGGUACAAAAUGACUUGUAGACAAAAAGUAUUCAACACGUUUUAAUCAUAUAAUCAACGAACAUACAACAUAAAUAUGUACAAAGAAACUGCGAUCAACUCACUGUAUUUCCUGCAGGUAAAAACGUGUAGAUGUCUUUGUUUCGUACAAUUGAAGAUAAACAUUUUUAUUAAACUAACACGAUAGAAAGUUGAAAAUAUAAUUGCAGUAUGAAUGAUAUCAUGUAAAACGUGAAGACGGAAUGCGGUUGCUACCCCGCCUGCGGUUUCAAAAUUUUCAAAUGUCAAAUAUGACCACUCGGUUGACGACUCGCUUGGACAUGCAUUGUUCUUAAAGCUUCUAUUUCCAUAGUUACGGUAGAAAAUGGUUUAUUAAAUAAUAAGGGUCUAGAGGAGACAGUGUGAACUUUUCGCUCUGCGAUGUACGUAGAUCUCAAGGACACGGGAAAUAUCUUAAAAAGCCAAUGACAAAGACAGCUUAGAGGUCUUUGUCGAACAUUGGUGAACCGGAACAGCAGUUCGUCCUAAAUUUCUGAGCUGACGAAAAUUUGCAGAUAUGUCGUUUGUCUAGAGUCAAGGACUAAACAGUUGUUUUGAUUACAAAUUUUCGACAAAGACUAAUAGUUGUUCUUUGUCAGAAAGGGCAUUUGACAACAUUUUUUUCUGUUGUCGAAUCCUCCAUAAGUCGCUUUGUGAAAACUUCUUAGUGACGCAAAAAGGUCCCUGUCACUGGUCAGCAUCUAUCAUCCGUACUAUCAUCAUAUUAGUCCUCUUAACCAAUUUCACCGAUAGAUGGCGUUGUUUUAAAGUACAAAUGUACUGCCUUAAUCAUUGUUACAUGCACUCCUCGGUAUAAUGUUGAUCUAUCACUUAAUUUGUUCGAGUAAUUUGGUAUUAAUUAUCAUAAAGGAAAGGGUUCAAUAUGACUAAAAUCAAUCAUUCUACGGCCGUCGUAAAAAGGGCUUCUUUUUUAACAUACAACUAUCUUUUAAACGAAUGAAAUACGUGGUUUUAAACUUUGUUAACCACCUUUAGGAGUAAUUAAUAUAAGUGCACGACAUUAAUUGUGCAAUCCGAAAAAGUGUUUUUCAGAUAUACAACUGUAAGCACUGUAACAUGAUUGUAAUAUCCAGAUCAUAUAACGUCCAGGAAGAACCCCCUUUUGCACUUACAAAACAAUAUUUACAUUCUCACAAUCAAAGGCUUUUACAGAAAGUCAUAAAUAGGAUCUACGAAUACAAAUACUGACAAAGCUGAAAGAGUGAAGAAAUAACUUGUCACAUAUUUACAAAGUCAAUUGUACAGGUAAUGUGAAUUUAUACGAAUUAAAUGCUAACUUAAUAUUUUAA
Molecule: messenger RNA, 5590 nt
Organism: Lytechinus pictus (painted urchin)
Lineage: Eukaryota; Metazoa; Echinodermata; Echinoidea; Temnopleuroida; Toxopneustidae
Exons: 4
Coding region: 711-1916 (401 amino acids)
Source: RefSeq, a predicted model, not a curated record